Messenger RNA from Suillus clintonianus, 1098 nucleotides. RefSeq lists its product as uncharacterized. The coding region runs from base 1 to 1098 and encodes 365 amino acids. Lineage: Eukaryota; Fungi; Basidiomycota; Agaricomycetes; Boletales; Suillaceae. The record is from RefSeq and is a predicted model, not a curated record. The transcript is spliced from 6 exons.
AUGUCUGCUCCUGACGUUUUCGACGCUGACGACUUGUCUUCUGAAACGACAUUGGCACCAGCCCUUGUCGAAGCUUUACUCGCCUGUGCAGCUGCGCCCGAUGCAGCCAGCACUGAGCACCUGAGCACGUUGGCAACCACCAACAAUCCACGAUUCUGGGACGGCAAGAAACGUAGCGAGCAGUGGUGCGACAAGAGCGGUCGACCUUUUACCAUGACGUUUCCCGCUAUUCUCGAACCUUUAGGCAAGCACACGCGAAUGGACCCGUACUUCUCCCUCCCCACGCUCAAGCAGCCCUUGAUCAAGGAGAUACGCACUGCCAAGGCGCAGUUCCAGCUGAAAGUGCUAGACGACUCCUACCCAAUAGAAGCGGUCAGAUGCAGCAUGAAGGCCCAGAACACAUUGAUGUACCUCGGGAGUGAAUGCGAAAAAAAGAGAAAAUCUGAUGGGAGGGAGGUCGUUCAAUUUAUGAGAAGCGCAGGUCCCACUCCCGGGGCCGAGCGUCAAUUCAUUGUGUCUACCGACCAUCUCUUUCCGGAUGCCGCAGAGAUCACUCAAGAAGCCGUGCCUGAAUUCUCACUCGAAGAUUUUGAGAACACCGACGUCCGAUUCACAGCAGAAGUGAUCAAAGAGCGCUUCUCCCCCAAGAAGAAGGAUAACGCAAACAGCGCGAGCCGAGGCGCGUCGGAUUGGACUCUGAAAGACAUGCCGGACCCGCAGGGACACUAUCGCUCGGCCAUCGAACUCUACGGCAUUGAAGACGUCCCGGUCGUCGUUCCCAACAUUCGGGACGCCGCUGGGGUGCUCAUCCACCCUUCAGAGUACAGCAACAAGUUCACGACGGCUAUGCCUGUUGUCGUGGAUGUUAACUUGCGACUCUGGACCUUCGGCGUCGACGAAAGGCGGACCGCCGGAUCUCGAGUAUACCAGACGGGGUUGAGGUCCAUGAAGCUGCUCCCCCUCACGGGGGCAGCCAAGGGCCUGUUCACAAGUGCUCCCACCAAAGCAGCAGAGGGCAAGGGCAAGCGAAAGGCAGACGGACCCGCAGGCCAGGGUUCCCCAACAAAGAGAGGUGCGGGGCAUAGCAAGGCGGCAUGA